Telopea speciosissima is the source of this 2213-nucleotide messenger RNA. Its product is annotated as exocyst complex component EXO70B1-like. Gene Ontology annotation, biological process: exocytosis. The record is from RefSeq and is a predicted model, not a curated record. Gene Ontology annotation, molecular function: phosphatidylinositol-4,5-bisphosphate binding. Gene Ontology annotation, cellular component: exocyst. The transcript has a single exon. Lineage: Eukaryota; Viridiplantae; Streptophyta; Magnoliopsida; Proteales; Proteaceae. Bases 52 to 2016 code for a protein of 654 amino acids.
GACUAGACAAAGGGAUUGGAAAUCUCAGAACGGUAAGGAAAGGAGGUUAUCAUGGCGGCGACCACGGAAGGAGAUGAGAGAGUCAUGGCUGCAGCUCAGCAAAUUGUGAAGAGCUUAGGGACUUCGCAGAAUGUUACUGAGGACAUGAUAUUAAUCCUUUCUAAUUUCGAUAAUCGUUUAUCUACCAUCACCGAAUUGUUUUCUAAAGGUGGCGGAGGUGAAGGUUUGAGCAAGACUGAGAAGCGGUUGGAAGCAGCGGAGAAGGUUGUUGUUCGUUGGGAUUCUAACUAUAAUACUCCGCGCCACCGCAGUUCGCCUUGGGAGGAUUCUCCUGAUGAGGCAGUUGAGUACCUAUCCGCUGUCGAUGAAAUUCUCCGGUUGACUGAGGAUCUGACUUUGACAUCGAAUACUGAAAUUAUGGACCGAGCUGAGAGCGUUCUGCAGCUGGCGAUGUCGAGGCUGGAGGACGAGUUCCGUCAAAUCCUUACACGGAAGACGGUCCCUCUGGAUGCCGAACGGCUUCAUGGUUCAAUACGUGGAGUAUCACUUUCUUUCAUGUCGAAUGAUGGAGAUAUCGACGACUUAGAGAGCUCUGUAGCCUCUGUAGAGGACGAACACGAGAUUUUAUCUGAGGAUAGGGGUGGGAGUUUUGGGGACGAUUAUUGUGUUGAUUUAGUCAACCCAGAUGCCAUCGCAGACCUCAAAGAGAUCGCCGACAGGAUGAUCAGGUCGGGGUAUGAGAAGGAGUGCUGUCAAGUUUACAGUAGCGUCCGCAGGGAUGUUCUGGAAGAAUGUUUAUCUAUUCUUGGUAUAGAGAAGCUCAGCAUUGAGGAAGUACAGAAGAUCGAGUGGAGGUCCCUGAAUGAGAAAAUGAAGAAGUGGAUUCAAGCUGUGAAGAUUGUAAUUCGAGUUAUUCUGCCUGGAGAGAAGGGACUUUGUGAACAAGUUUUUGGUGGGUCGGAGCUGAUCAGGGAGGUGUGCUUUAUGGAAGGUGCAAAGGGAUGUGUGAUGCAUCUAUUGAAUUUUGGGGAGGCAAUUGCAAUUACAAGGCGGUCGCCCGAGAAGCUGUUUCGAAUACUUGACAUGUAUGAAGCUUUAGCUGUUGCAUUGCCAGAAUUGCAGGUGUUAUUUUCUGAUGGUUCAGGGGAUUUUCUCUAUAGUGAGGCACAGGACAUUCUGGUUAGGCUUGGUGAGGCUGCAAAAGGCACAUUUUCAGAGUUUGCAAAUGCAGUUCAGAGUGAGAAUUCUCGGAAACCAGUACAAGGUGGUGAGAUUCACCCAUUGACACGUUACGUGAUGAAUUAUAUCAAAUUUCUUGUAGACUAUAGUGAUUCAUUGAAUCAACUUCUAGAAAGUGGUGUCAAUGGUGAGGAAGGGGAUGGUGAUAGUAAUUGGCAACUAGCCAGCAUAUCUCCACUGGGACAUCAGUUGCUGUCAGUGAUUUCAUCUCUGGAAUCAAACCUUGAGGAGAAGUCGAAAUUCUACGAGGAUAGUGCAAUGCGAUAUGUAUUCUUGAUGAAUAAUAUUCUUUAUGUAGUUCAGAAAGUGAAAGACUCUGAGCUAGGCAAGCUUUUGGGAGAUCAAUGGGUCCGCAGGCGACGUGGUCAGAUACGCCAGUAUUCCACUAGUUAUCUCAGAGCUUCUUGGAGCAAAGUAUUGUCUUGUUUGAAGGAUGAAGGGAUUGGGGGUGGUGGGAGCUCAAGUAAUGUAUCUAAGGUGGCUCUGAGGGAAAGGUUCAAGAAUUUCAACCUGGGUUUUGAGGAAAUUUAUAGGAAUCAAACAGCUUGGAAGGUUCCAGAUCCUCAGCUACGGGAAGAGCUUCGGCUUUCAAUAUCAGAGAAAGUCCUUCCGGCAUACCGAGCAUUUUUGGGAAGGUUUGGAAGUCAUCUAGAGAGUGGAAGGCAUGCAGGGAAAUACAUAAAGUACACUCCAGAAGACUUAGAGAACUAUCUUUUAGAGCUGUUUGAGGGGUCUCCUGGGAUAAUCCACAAUACAAGGAGAAAAAUAAGUUCGUAGAAGAUGUAAUAGAAGCAGUCUGCUCUUAUAAGGGUUUGAAAAUUCAGGUUACCUGCUGAAUUCUAGCUGGAACUUGUGCUGUUUUAUUUUUUUUGUUUCAAUGUUACAAUGACAGAGUUUCAGGAUAUGUAACUAUACUCUCUCUAUAUAUACUGUAAUAAUAAUGUAAAUGGAUUAUAGAUCCUCUUGAGAGUGAA